Molecule: messenger RNA, 2899 nt
Organism: Vidua chalybeata
Lineage: Eukaryota; Metazoa; Chordata; Aves; Passeriformes; Viduidae
Gene: ARHGAP20
Product: Rho GTPase activating protein 20
Exons: 15
Coding region: 95-2875 (926 amino acids)
Biological process (GO): regulation of Rho protein signal transduction; signal transduction
Molecular function (GO): GTPase activator activity
Source: RefSeq, a predicted model, not a curated record
UGGCGUGGGACAGGCAGUGCCAGGGAGCUUGCAGGGCUGUGAGGGGCAAAGGCCGUGCUCUGUGUGCCUGCCAGUUUCCAGGUGUGCCUUCCACAUGUGGUCGGUGGGAAUUUGCCUCUGGAGCAGCUGCAUGCCAGCAGCGGGGAGAGCUGGGCUCAGAAGCAGAGCGGGGGUUGGCAUGCACAGAAUAGGCAGAAAUCUCUGUAUGAGAAUUGCCCUGGAUUUCUCCCCUCAAUGUGUCAUGUUUCCCUGUGUAAGGGAAGGCUGCUUGUCCCCCAUCAGCCCAGAGUCAUGGCCCCUUGUGCAGUCUUUCAUAUGCCACAACCGAACGUUCAUCCUGGACGGCCACGUGCAGCUGAAGACGAGUCUGCAAACCCAGGAGCGACACCUUUUCCUCUUCACAGACCUUCUGGUUGUUGCCAAGUCCAAGUCACACUCUCAUUUCAAACUGAAGUGCCAAGCACGUCUCUGUGAGAUGUGGACAGCAUUUUGUACAGAAGAAGUGUGUGAAGGCAGCACAGACCCAGAAUGCUCCUUUGUUUUGGGCUGGCCCACCACAAACUGUGUGGCAAAUUUCAGGUCUGCAGAACAAAAGGAAACAUGGCUGUCUUGUUUACAAAGUCGAAUAAGAGAAGAGAAGGAAAAAGACAAUCCUAAAAGCAUUCCUCUGACAAUAAUUGCAAAGGACGUGGGAACCUGUGCAUACUCAAAAACCCUAAGUGUAACCAAUGUUGAUACAGCAAAUGAUGUAAUUCUGAUGGCCCUGCAGCAGCUGGGAAUUAAUGGCUCUGAAAAAGACUACAAGCUAUGGGUGAUUUCAGGAAGAGAACAUGCUCCUUACCCUCUUAUUGGACAUGAAUAUCCCUUUGGAAUUAAAAUGAGCCACAUUCGUGACGCUAUGCCCCACGGAUCAAAGCACUGUGCCUGCCCCAGGCAGCUUCAGGGCCCUUUCUUGACGGAGCAGCUGCCCCAGGAGCUGCAGUGCCAGUUUGUGCUGAAGCCCAGCCAGGUGGCCGUGUGCCAGCAGCUGAACGACUUAAGCCAAAAGUCAUUUAAAAGGAAAAGAUCUAUCAUAAAUUGGGCUUUUUGGCGUGGCCCAGGCAGUCACUUGGACAAUGCACCCCUCUCCUCAACAUCUGCUGCUCCUGGGAAGCUCUUUGGCCUCUUACUAACAACCAUCUGUGAGGAUGACAACCUGCCCAAACCCCUCUUGGACAUGCUUUCCCUCCUCUACCAAGAGGGGCCUUCCACCAAGGGUAUUUUCAGACGCUCUGGAAAUGCAAAAACAUUCAAAGAGCUAAAGGAGAAGCUUGAUUCAGGCACUGAAGUGGACCUGGCCCACGAAUCCAUAUUUGUGACAGCAUCUUUGUUUAAGGAUUUUCUUCGCAACAUCCCAGGCAGUAUUUUAUCAUCCCAGCUGUGUGAUAAGUGGGUCUCUGUGCUGGAUCAAGGAAAUAAUGAAGAGAAGAUAAAAAACAUCCAAAGGUUAAUAGAGCAUCUCCCCAGAGCUAAUGUUGUUCUUUUACGUUACAUCUUUGGAGUACUGCAUGGGAUAGAAAUGCGAUCCGAAGAGAACCAGAUGAAUGCCUUUAAUCUAGCUGUCUGCAUUGCACCUAGCCUGCUCUGGCCUCCUGUAUCCUCCACUCCUGAUAUAGAAAGUGAAUUUAUUAAAAAGAUUUCUAGUCUGGUACAGUUCCUAAUUGAGAAUUGCUGCAGGAUUUUUGGAGAUGAAAUUACCUCUCUCUUUGGAGACAUACUGAUGACAUGCAAGAGAGAGAACAGCUCAGAUGUUGCUUCUCUCCAUCAGAAUGACUCUUCCUAUGACAGCCUGGAAAAUGAGGCAAAUGAUGAAGCUGACUCUUCCUCCAGUGACUGGAUUAAAACCCGUGAUCUGGAUAACAGAAGCAGGGAGUCUGUCUUCACUCUGAGCGAUGGCGAUUCGGAGCAGACAGAGGUGGAUGAAAUCCAAAGCCAAACCAAACUGAAGCAGUUGGCAAUUUCUGCCGACGUGCACCCGCAGUUUUCCGUGCAAGAAAACUCAAAUGAGUCUCCCUACUCCAGUGGUUUCCCCUCAGCAGCUACCUCGGGUGCUCCCAAGACUGUGAGGAGGCACCGGCGCUCCUCCGAGCCUGCAGUUGGCCUCCAGAGCUCCAGCUCCGCCCGCGCCGAUGCUGGGCGCGAGAAGGCAAUGCGCAAAGCCAGCUGUGACGUUGUCCUGUCUCAUGAAGAUGAAGAGUGUCUCUGCCAGCGCCGGUCGUUGCAGGUGGAAAGGCAAAAGCUCAGCAAUCAGAGCUUGCUUGUAGGGAUUAACGUUGGUAAAAGUGACAACACAAACGAAAACGUUGAAAGGAAAGACCUGUCUCAUUGUCUCCUGCCUCCAACGCCAGAGGGAUUAAAUAUUUGCUCAGGAUUUAGCUCUUUUAGCCGGUCUUCUUCUGGGACAUCUCCAUCUGUGUCAUCAAUCUGCUCCCUGGACAGCGCUUUCUCCCACUUUUCAGACCAGGCUCUGUUUACCUUAAGCGAAACCUCCUCCCCUUUCGAUAGCGCUUUCCAGUUGCUAAAGAAACACGAGGACACUGCUGCUGCUGUGGCUGAUGACUGUUUUCUUCCACCCACCGCGGUGCCACCAUCUCCACAACCUACUGACACUGGGGCUGACAGGGGCUUGGUGGGGCCCAGCAGCAGGUCAGCACCCCUGAAACCUACCGACGGAGUUGAUGGCUGUUUCAUUAAGCCUGACCUUCAGCCAUUGCCUCUGAAAGUCACUGGGAGAGACAGACUUCAUGAUCAAAGAGGUGGUCUAGAAAAGCAUUACAGCAAUCCAAAGUUUGAAGAGACUGACCAAAGCUUUUUGCAGAGGAAUCUUAAUGCUUAAAAUAAACACCAUAAAGAAAAUGCC